AUGCCUACUUUUAAGAAAGCCAAGGCUCAAAAUAAGAAGGCUGUCUUGGUUCGAGACAAGUUGUACAUUGAUGGCAAGUUACAUCUGGGACCGGCUGAGAGCCCUGCCAGACAGGAGUCUCUGGAGGAUGAAAUUGAGGAUCAAAUAGCAAACUAUAUGGCAAUUGGUAAAGUAUUCUUAGUGGAAGACUUUACCAGUUGGACCCAGUCCAAACCUGAUUACAUUACAGAUGACAACCUACCCUCCACUGUAACAGAUCAACUAGUAAACAUAGCAUCCUACACUAGUGACUCGGAAGUGCGAGCCCGUGUCAAUCCGUGCUAUGAGAUACAGUUGACAGAUAUUUCACCACCUGAGGACACGUGUUCAUCAAACAGCUGCAAAAACGGUUCUCGUUGGAAAUCUGUAAUGCUGGUACAAAUUCUGAUUGGUGCCUGGGUGAUCCUAGAGAAUGUCCUCACAAUAGUGACGCUGGCAAAAUGUCGACGGAUUAAGACCUUCCUUCGUCUUCUGCUCAUCAAUCAGUCUGUGUCAGACACAAUGGUGGGAUUCUUCUUUACGUACCAUUCUGUUGCUGUCUACAACCAUUUGCACAACCCUACUGAAUGCAUAAUCAGAUGCAGUGUCUUAGCCCUUUCGUCAAGUGUGUCUCUUGUUACUAUCACCGUUCUAUCCAUGGAAAGAAUUAUCGCUGUGAAGUUCCCUUCCCGUCACUACAAACUCGAUGAAACGAGAGUCAUGACCUCAAUCGGCGUGGUCACGUGGCUAUUUCCUGUUUGUGUAGUGUCGUCUGCUUACAGUUUCGCCGACACAAACAUCCAAGAGUGCAACUUCCUGCUUCUUGCUACUUCUAAGAGUCUCUUCGUGUUUGCUACGACAAGCCUUCCCUGUAUCAUCCUCGUCUUUCUCUGCAAUGUUUACAUGUUCUUUGUUGCCAGGCAACAGAUCAGAAAAAUCAUCCCGAACUUCGUGGGUAGAGAGAGAUACAUCAACGAGAUAAAUAUGAAUAUGAAGGCAAUGUUGACAAGUGCAAGCGUCGUUGUCCCAUUUCUCAUACUAAAUACUCCACAAUAUCUCUUCUUCCUGACUGUGGCAGUACGCCCGAACUUACGGUAUUUACGCUCCUCUAUAACUACCCUGAACAUAUUAUUUUCUCUGUUGGUGCUCAACAGUGUGAUCAACCCUAUCAUCUAUGCAUUUCGAGUUGAUGGAAUUCGAGAAACGUUCAUCAAGUAUAUCUGUCGUAAAACGCCCUCCCCCCUUCCCCAAGCCAUAACCAGCUAA
Haliotis rubra (blacklip abalone) is the source of this 1284-nucleotide messenger RNA. RefSeq names its product melanocortin receptor 5-like. The coding region runs from base 1 to 1284 and encodes 427 amino acids. Gene Ontology annotation, molecular function: G protein-coupled receptor activity. The record is from RefSeq and is a predicted model, not a curated record. Gene Ontology annotation, biological process: G protein-coupled receptor signaling pathway. The transcript has 4 exons. Gene Ontology annotation, cellular component: membrane. NCBI's taxonomy places the organism in Eukaryota, Metazoa, Mollusca, Gastropoda, Lepetellida, Haliotidae.